Molecule: messenger RNA, 19256 nt
Organism: Ostrinia nubilalis (European corn borer)
Lineage: Eukaryota; Metazoa; Arthropoda; Insecta; Lepidoptera; Crambidae
Gene: shot
Product: dystonin
Exons: 112
Coding region: 577-17784 (5735 amino acids)
Biological process (GO): intermediate filament cytoskeleton organization; wound healing; cytoplasmic microtubule organization
Cellular component (GO): cytoplasm; cytoskeleton; membrane
Molecular function (GO): microtubule binding; structural molecule activity; calcium ion binding
Source: RefSeq, a predicted model, not a curated record
GGCCGGUGCACGGCGCCGCGGUACGAACGAUCGCUCCUCGCCGCCAUUAUAAUACUUUCGUCUAUCAAACAGUUUAUUAAAAAUAAACCGUCGUGUUUCCAACGUUUCGUUAUUUACACAGAUGACAACGAAACCUUACGUGAAAACCCAGACAAUCCAACGAGAAACGAAUCGAAUUUAAAAACUAAAAACUAAAGUAACCCAAGCAUUCCAAAUUCAAACUAACAAAGUUGCCAUAUUAACAUUAACAAGCUUUUUAAAAUACUCGAUGAGGCGCCAGACAUUUAAGUGAGUAGUCGAUAAAUUAAGUGCAUAAAAAAUCGUGUCAAGAUCAAUAAGUGUGUGUCAAGGGGUACACGGCUUUCCUUUUGUGGACCAAGACUGGAUGGUCGUGAUAAAAUUGUGGUGAAUCGUUUAAAAGUGACCGUCGCCGGACGUCGUGGAAGGAUUUUGGCGGAUCCUUUCGUGAUUGUUUUGCGUGAAUCGGAACGUACUCUUAGUAUCAAGGAAUUUGCGUUACCCCUUGGUUUAAAGCAGUGUUCGAAUCAAAUUAUGUUAAGUGUGUGUGCGUGAAAGAUGUCGACGCAAGCGUACUACAAGGAGCGCCUGGGGUUUGAUCCCCAAGAGGCGAUCCAGGACGGAGUCAACGGGGGAUACUACGAUGGGCCCCACCAGCCUAAAAGACACCGAGGGGAGCACGGAGGCCCCGAAACACACGACCACGUGUACGAGGAGAAUUUGACCAAAUUCAAAGACGAACGUGAUGCAAUACAGAAGAAGACGUUCACCAAGUGGGUCAACAAACACUUGAAAAAGGUGAACCGGCACGUCGGCGAUCUGUUCGAGGACCUGCGCGAUGGACUCAACCUCAUCUCGCUGCUGGAGGUGCUUUCUGGCGAACACCUCCCGCGCGAGCGAGGCCGCAUGCGUUUCCACAUGCUCCAAAAUGUGCAGAUGGCACUGGACUUCCUCCGGUACAAGAAGAUUAAGCUGGUCAACAUCAGGGCUGAGGACAUCGUGGACGGCAACCCCAAGCUGACCCUCGGGCUGAUAUGGACCAUCAUUCUGCAUUUCCAGAUAUCAGACAUAGUCGUGGGCCAAGAGCCCAACGUGACGGCCCGAGAGGCGCUCCUGAGCUGGGCCCGGCGAUCCACCGCCAAGUACCCUGGCGUCAGAGUGACGGACUUCACCUCGUCAUGGCGAGACGGGCUUGCCUUUAACGCGCUCAUACACAGGAACCGCCCUGACCUGAUAGACUGGCGUAAUAUCAGGUCAAGACAAGUUCGUGAGCGCUUGGAGACAGCAUUCCAUGUAGUAGAAAAAGAGUACGGAGUUACCAGACUGUUAGAUCCUGAAGAUGUGGACACCCACGAACCCGACGAGAAGUCCCUCAUCACCUACAUCUCGUCUCUGUACGAGACGUUCCCGGAGCCUCCGCCCGUGCACCCGCUGUUCGACGCCGAGUCGCAGCGCCGCGCCGCCGCCUAUACGGAGCAGGCGGCCGUACACCGUGCCUGGCUCCACGAGAAGUGCGCGCUUAUGCAGGACCGUGCUUUCCCGUCAACUUUGAUCGAGAUGAAGAAGCUGCUCAGCGAGAGCACGCGUUUCCGCAACGAGGAGGUGCCGCUGCGACAGCGGGAGAAGCAGAAGCUGUUCCACCACUACAGGGAACUGGAGAAAUACUUCGAGUCGGUGGGCGAAUGCGACAUCGAGCCGACGCUGCGACCGGACGCGUUGGAACAGGCGUGGGCGCGACUGCUGAUGGCGCAGCAGGAGCGCGAGCGCGACCUGGCCGACGAGAUUCGCCGCCUGGAGCGCCUGCAGCGUCUGGCUGAGAAGCUGCACAGAGACAUCAAGCAAACCGAGAGCGGUCUAGACAACGUAGAACGUCAUAUCGAAGCCGAGAUACACCGCGUGGAGCGCGGGGUGCACCCGGCGGAAGCCAAGAUGGCCGCCGAGCAGAUCGAGCACGACCUACGCGCUAUGGAGCACACGCUCCAGGAAAUGUUCCAGGAUGCGCAAGCGCUGAAGGAAGGGAGAUACCCGCAGGCCAGCGAGUUGCACAGGAGAGUGCAGCAAGUCCACGACCGCUGGCUAAACGCCCGUCAAGCCUUCACCGGGCGUCUGGUCCCAAGACUGUCAUCAGUCCGCCUGCCAGUACAGCAGACUACAGUCCGCAGAGAGACAAGGACUGUACUGGAGACCAGGGUUCUGGAUGCCGACCCUAGCUUCCACCAGCUUCAUGAAGCCGCUAGGUGGUGCAAAGAACGACUGAAAAAACUACACGAAGCGGACUACGGCUCCGAUCUGCCAUCAGUGCAACACGAGUUGGACAAACACCAGAGAGAACAUAAACAAAUUGACCAGUUCCAUUCCAAGGUCGAGCAGUGCGUCCACGCAAGAUCCAGUUUCAGCGGCGAGGAGCUCGCGCUGUACAACCAGCAUCUUAGUCAGCUGCAGAAGCUGUAUGCUGAACUGCUGUCUACUAGUACUAAACGCAUGUCCGACCUAGACGCUCUCCAAGAUUUCCUUCAGUCCGCCACAGCCGAACUGAACUGGCUCAACGAAAAAGAACAAGUUGAGUUGUCCCGAGACUGGGCCGACCCACACAUCAACCUGCCCGCAGUACAACACUAUUAUGAGCAACUGAUGUCAUCGCUGGAGAAACGCGAGCUCCAGUUCAGCAACGUAAUCGACAGAGGAGAGGCCCUGAUCGCUCAGCACCACCCGGCUACGAAGACGAUUGAGUCACACUUGCAGGUGAUGCAGUCGCAAUGGGCGUGGGUUCUCCAGCUGACGCUAUGCCUCGAAACCCACCUCAAACACACCACGCAGUACCACAACUUCUUCGAGGGAGUGAAGGAGGCAGAGAAAUGGAUACAGAAGCGCGAAGAAGCCCUCAACACCACCUUCUCCCAAUCCGAAUUCACGCUGGACCAAGGAGAACGCCUCCUCAAAGGAAUGCAGGACCUUCGCGAAGAACUAAACGCUCAUGGCAGCGCCGUCUCGCGGCUGGUAGAAGAAGCUCAAGAAAUCAGGCCCGUGAAGCAACGGCGCUCGCCGGUCACCCGACCACUGAGAGCUGAGACCGUGUGCGCUUAUAAGCAUGCCAAUGUGGCCAUAGAGAAAGGCUCGUCAGUCACCGUGACGGACAACUCGGGCCGCGUGCGCUGGCGCGUGCGCCUCGGCGGCGCCGGCACGGAGCUCCAGCUGCCGGGCGCGGUGCUGGCGCUGCCGCCGCCUUGCCAGGAGGCCGUCGACGCUGCGGCUCGGCUACGUAACGCUUACGAUAGGGUGAUCCAGCUCUGGCAACGCAAACAGCUGAGGAUGCGCCAGAAUAUGAUCUUUGCCACCAUCAAGGUGGUGAAAGGAUGGGACUUCCCGCAGUUCGUAGCAAUGGGUUCGGAACAGCGUCAGGCCAUCCGCCGCGCUCUCAACGAAGAUGCGGAGAAGUUGUUAGCAGAAGGCGACCCCGCCGACCCACAGCUGCGUCGUCUGCGCAGAGAGAUCGAUGACGUCAACCGCCUGUUCGACGAGUUCGAGAGGCGAGCUAGAGCUGAGGAGGAAUCCAAGAAUGCCGCGCGCAUCUUCACGGAGCAGUCCUCGAACCUGCUGGAACGUCUGGACGUUCUGGAGAGGCAGCUGCACGAGAGAAUCGCCAGCCAUAUACCGCGCGACCUCGACACGCUGGAACACCUGGUGCUCCAGCAUAAGGACUGGGAGAGCAGCCUGCAUUCCCUGUCGAGCGAUGUGGAGGAGGUCCAGGCCACUUUCAGAGGCAUCGCCCUCAAGACCCCGGCCAUGAAGAAGAAUCUCGACAAAGUGAUGGGCAAGUGGAACGACAUGCAGUCCAAGAGCCAGCUCUUCGUUGAAAGGUUGAAGUUCGUGGAGAUAGUAGUGAACAGCAUGGAAGAGAACCACCAAACCAUCUCCGAGUUCGAGAUCAAGCUCGCGCAGUUCAACGACUUGCCCAACGACGUCGAGCUCUUGAAAGACAUGCACGAAGACCUCCUCCGCAUGCAAGUAGCUGUCAGCAAGCAGCAGAUCCAAGUAGACCAAAUGAAUGACGAUGCAGAGAACUGCAGACGACUGGUAGAGACCUCCCGCGCCGCGCUACCCCACUCCUCUCUGCCCAGAGCUGGGAAACAUAUCGACCUGGAGAGGUUGGAUAAGGAGGUGUCCCAGCUGAACAGCAGGUGGAAUAAUGUGUGCAGCCAGCUGGCUGAGAGACUCCGAAGCUGCGAAGCGGCGUACCAACUCCUGCGCAACUAUAACGCCGGGCUAGAGAAGGAGGCGGAAUGGAUCGACGACACAUUCGCCAAGUUGCAGGCGCAGCCGCCCAUUGAGAUCCGGCCUAAGGAGCAGUUUGAGCCUACCCGGGUACUACUCACAAGCGUUGUGGAGAGAACGCCUAAGAUCGAAAAAGUUAACGUGGAUGGUGGAAGGUUCAUUCGGGAGGCGAAGAUACAUUCGUCGCGAUGCCAGCGGUAUUCUGAGUGGCUCUGCGACGAGGUACACCCAUCACUGGACAUGAAACACCUGAAACGUCAAGCGGACAUAGACAUGGCGGAACGUCUACGGAACAGAGGCCGGAUCGUCGACCCGGAACGCGUUCCGGUCGGUUCCGAAUCGGUUGCGAGGGAGCUGGAUGAACUGAACUCCAAUCACCAGAAGUUACUGGACUUGUUGUAUGAAAGACUGAGGAGGAUCGCGGCCGCCAAUCCGGGAGACAUUGUUACAUUGCGGCUGGUUGAGUCCAUGGCGCCGCGGUCGGCGCGGUCCUUCCGCCAAGAGUUCAACAUGCAGGACCUGGCCACCAGCACCGAGCACACGUAUACGACGCACUAUACCUCGGAGAAAUAUGUCAGGACGUCACAUUCGACAGAACUUGACGGAUCUCCCAUUAAAUCAAUGGCCAAUGGCAAACUGAGCUCGCCUAAAUACACCACGAAGACCAUCAUCGGCGAUGAUGACCGACCUGACUUAAGGAAUCUCAAACGGGUCCACAAAAUGUACGAAGGCCCGAACAUUAUUGAAUCACGAGGUAUAGUUCACCCCGAAACGAGGGAAAUCUUGACUGUAGGUCAAGCAAUCAGUAUGAGGAUACUUGAUGUACGAACGGGAAGGCUACUGUCCUCCCCAGAGACAAGACAAACCAUGACUAUUGAGCAGGCAGCUAAAGAGGGUCUCAUAGACCCCAAACUAGCAGCCAGGCUAACAGGACCCUGCGGUAUGACAGAAGACGGAAACGAAGUCACGCUACUAGAAGCGAUACAGAGAGAGCUGUACGACGCAGAACAAGGACUCACAGACCCAGCAGAGAAGAGAAUUAAGCAAGCAGUCGAAGAGAAGUACAGACUUUGCGAUGAGACGCUCUCUAAGCUAUUGGAAUGGAUCGCGGUGGUCGAAGAGAGAUUGGCUAACCAAGAGGCAGUUAAGGAAGACAUGGAUGAGCUGCGCAACCAGAUUAACAUUCUUAAGCUCAUCAAGGAUGACCUGGAGAGCCACCAGCGGCAGGUAUCAGCUUGCGCGGACCAGGCCAAGCAACUCCUGGUCUCCGGCGGAGACGUGCUUGCUCCUCAUGAGGUGGCAGCACUGGAGCGCGGCGUGCGCCAACUGAAGCAACGCUGCGACAAGUGCACCGACAAGUGCGACAAGAUGCUGCGACGCUUGGCCGCGGCGAGAGACGAGCUUGGGAAGUUCAGCAAUGAACUCAACGCCUUCAACUCCUGGAUGGAGAAUGCCUACCGCAACCUAGAAGAGAAGGAAGCAGCGCUAUCCAAACUGGACAAGCUGCCCAACCAGGGCGAGGACAUCAGGGAGUUCGUGUCUGACGUCAUAGCUCAUCAAGCUGACCUGCGGUUCAUCACCAUGGCAGCGCAGAAGUUCAUCGAUGAGAGCAAGGAAUUCCUCUCAAUCCUCAACGAAUACCGCACUACCCUUCCCUCCCGUCUAUCGCACGUGGCGCCACCUAGCGAAAGCGCAGUGCGUGAGGGCGCGGCCCUAGCGCGCCGCAGACACGCCGACUUGGCAGCGCGCGCGCAGAGAUUACAAGAGAGACUGCGAGGCGCAGCCCUACUGGCUAAACAGUACCAUCUAGCCGUAGAGAGGGCUGGGAAAUGGAUGCACGAUAUCGAGCCGCAGAUCAAGUCAGUUCUGUCGGAGCCGGUGGGCGGCGAGCCGCGCGCGGUCGAGUCCCAGCUGGCCAAGGCCAAGACGCUGCAUAACGAGGUCUUGGCGCAGGCCCGGCUCAUCGACAACGCCAAGGAUGCAUGCGACCAGCUAGUCAAGUCGCUCGAAGGCAAUCUCACCCCAUCCGAGAUUCGUCAGCUAGAAGUCCCAGUCAUAGAGCUGGAAGCCCGCUACAGAGACGUGGACGGAGCAUUGGGCGCGAGAUGCGGCGAGCUUGAAGCGGCUUUAUUGCAAUGCCAAGGACUACAGGAUGCGGCUGAAACCCAGGCCCUUUGGCUGGGACAAGUUGAGAACGUAUUCAACGCUGGCGCAAAGCGCAAGGCUUUAUUGAUGGACGUAGAUGGAGCAUUGGGCGCGAGAUGCGGCGAGCUUGAAGCGGCUUUAUUGGAAUGCCAAGGACUACAGGAUGCGGCUGAGACCCAGGCCCUUUGGCUGGGACAAGUUGAGAACGUACUAGGUGGACGAUGCGGAGAGCUUGAAGCGGCUUUAUUGCAAUGCCAGGGACUACAGGAUGCGGCUGAGACCCAGGCCCUUUGGUUGGGACAAGUCGAGAACGUUUUCAAGAACCAGAUGAAGCCCGCAUCGCUAGUCCGCGAGCGCCUCGACGAGCAAACCCGCGAGCAACGCCGAGCACACCACGAGCUUGAAGCCCGAAGGCCUACGCUCGCUCAGCUACAGGCUGCCGCUGCUGACGCUGCAAGAGCGCCUUCCAACGCCCGUAUUGCUAGGAAGCUGCAGCAGAGAGCCGAAGAGAUCUAUGCCAGAUACGAAACCCUCCUAGAGCGGUCCAUCAAACGCGGCCAGUUCUUAGACGAAGUGUCGAGCGAACUGGCUCACUUCACGCAGCAGGCCGCUACAUUAGACGCGGCGCACACGCAAUUACAAGAACAAGCCGAUAGCAGGGAGCUGGCCAGGAUGAAUGCUGAAGAGUUGAGGGCCAGGCUCACGGACUUGGCUCAUUACAGAGACAAACAAAUGCCGCUGCUUGAAGAAUGCCUGCGCAACGGCAAGCAACUGAUCGCUAAGAAGGACGUCACUGACACACACGUCGUCCGCGACAGGAUGAAGGCUUUGGAGAACCAAUGGCGCGAUUUCAACACUGCGCUGGAAGAGAAACAAAAGCUGUCGAAGCAACGCGCUGACCAGCUCAACCAAUAUGAGACCCUCAGGCUGCAGGUGCUAGAAUGGCUGCAGGGCAUGGAAGGCCGCGUCGGGCGCCUGCAGCCGGUGGCCGUCGAGCUGGACGUCAUCAAGCUGCAACAGGACGAGCUCCGGCCUUUAGCCAAGGAGUACAGGGACUAUAGCAGCACUAUUGACAAGGUGAACGAAGCGGGUGCGGCGUACGAAGCGCUGACCCGAGGCGAGCGCGCUGACAGCCCUCGCCGAAGGCUCUACAGCCCCACCAAGCACACGAGACAUACGCCUAGCCGCACGCUGGACGGCCGCUCGCCGUCGCCCACCAAGGGCCACGGGCUGGUCAGCCCUGGGUCCACUCACUCCACCUCCAGCGGGUUCUCAUCACGCCGGUCUAGCCAGGAAGGAUUCCAUCUUGAAGAGCUAUCGCCAGUACAGCAACAGCUGGGCGAGAUCAACAACCGCUACAGCCUGCUAGGCAGCCGCCUGGCCGACCGCGCUUCCGAGCUCGACGCGCUGCGAGACGAGCUGCGCAAGCAACUCGACAGCUUGCGGGCUCUCAACACAUUCCUGGACAAGGUCCAAAGGCAGCUGCCCAAGGAAUCCGUGCCCAACACGAAGGAGGAAGCCGACAAGACCAUCAAGCAAGCACGCGCCGUGCUCGAGGAGAUGUAUGAGAAACAGAGCAUCCUCGACUCCACCAAGACACACGUCCGCGAACUCCUGAAGCGCAAGCAGGGCGUGCAGGGCGCCGACCGCCUCCACGACGAGAUGGAAGACGUGUCGUCCAGGUGGAAGGCUCUUCACGACGCCUUCAAGGACAAGAUCCGCCUAAUGGAGGAAGUAAAGGACUUCCACGACACUCACAGCAACUUGACCCAAUGGUUAGGCGCUAAGGACCGCAUGAUGGCUGCCCUCGGGCCCAUCUCAUCUGACUCUCGGAUGGUUCAGACUCAAGUACAACAGGUGCAAGUCCUCCGCGAAGAAUUCCGCGUCCAACAGCCUCAGCUGUCCCACCUGGAUGACGUGGCGGCCGCUGUAUUACAGCGCUUGGAGCCGCGAUCAGCUGACGCCAACAAGACGGCCCAGAAACGGCAGGAGAUCCACGACAGAUGGGAUGACCUGCUCGGAAGAUUGGAAGCCCGCGGCGAGAGCUUAGGAGCGGCGGCGGACACGUCUCGCGAGUUCGACGCCGGGCUUGCUCGCCUCAGGGACGCUUUACACACCAUCGCCGACAACUUGGACAGGCUGUCGCUGGACAACGAGCCGGAGGAGCAGUUGAGGAAGAUCGAGAACCUGGAGCGCCAACUAGAAGGCCAGCGGCCAUUGCUAGCGGACUUGGAAGCGGCCGGCGCCGCGUUAGGCGCGGUGUUGGCCGACGCGGCCGCUCGCCAGGACAUACAGGCCAAACUGGCCGCCGUGGCUAGGCAAUACGACAACCUGCAGAGGAAACUCGACCAUAGGAAGGCGGAGAUCGAGGGCGCUUUGAAGGAAGGUCGCAACCUCGAGGAGAAUGUCGCCAAGACCCUCGGCUGGCUGCAAGCUGAGCUGGGCGCGCUACCCGCUCGUUUACACGUGUCAGCCGACGCAGUGCGCUUGCAGCAACAACUGGACACGCACACGCCGCUGUAUAGAGACCUCAAUCAGAGGGAGCAUGAGCUCAUCAUGCUUCUUGACAAAGGUCGCGAAAUGGAGAAGAAGCCAGCCUACCAAGGCCUGCGCAAAGACCUUGAUAGAGUCCAAGCACAGUGGGACAAACUCAAGCGGGAGAUCGUCGACCGCUACACCAGGCUGCAAACCGCUAUGGAACAUUGCCGCAAGUACAGCAAGGCGCAAGAGUCCUUCAUACCCUGGCUGUCUGACGCCGAGGAGCGCCUGGCCAAGCUGCCGCCCGUCGCCUUUACAAGGAAAGAGGCCGAAAGACAGCUCCGAGACCUACAGCAGAUCAGGAACGACAUCUGGAAGAGGUCCGGCGAAUACGAGAACAACAAGACACUCGGCGAGACGUUCAUCUCAUCGUGCGAUGUUGACCAGGAGGUCGUGCGCAAGCAGCUUGACUCCAUGAAGGACCGCUGGGACCGCCUCAACAACGAGGUUCUCCAACAAGUGGAAUUCCUCGAGACCACCGCUCGCAAGCUCGGCGAAUUCGGCGAGAAAGUUCGCGCGGUGGAGACUCCUCUACAACGAUGCGAGGAGCGCCUGGGAGACGCCUUGGCCGCCCCGCCCGCUGUCGCUGCCGAGGCUGUGGCGCGUUUGUCUGAUCAGAUACAUGCUCUCAAGGCACCACUACAGAGCGUGGAAGUAGCAGCGGACGACAUCGUGCGUCUCGCUCUGGAAUGCAAUGGGCCCGACGCGGCGGCGCGCGCACGUGACGUGUUGCAAGAACACGCGGCGGCGCUGCACGACCGGCUCAAUGACCUCGAGCAGAGAGCUGAUGAGGCUAAGGGAAGAUUGGCAGGCGCUGCAGCCGCUGUCACGCAGUUCCAAGACAAAGUCAAGAACCUGUCCCACGACUUAACCGACUUAGAAAAGGAGCUAGACUCCAUGAAACCUCCGGGCCGUGACGUCAAGACUGUCAAGCAGCAGCUGGAUGACAUCGGCCGUUUCUACAAGAGGCUGGAGAAAGCUGACGACCUUAUUGGUGACACUGAAAGGGCUGCAGAGAGUCUGGUGGACAGCGGAUACGCUGUGGACUCGUCGAAGACUAGAGACCAGGUGGAAGGCCUGCGCAAACAACUAGGCAAGCUUGACGAGCGCGCGCGCUCCAAGGAACAAGAGCUGGAUGACACCCUGAGCAAGUUGGAAGCCUUCUACAAGGCUUACGACUCCGUCAUGGACGACGUGCAGGAGGCCUCCGAACAAGUCCGCAGUCUCAAGCCGGUCUCUUCCGAAGUAGAACAGAUCAGAGCCCAGCAGAAAGACUUCGGCGAGCUGCGCCGACGUACGCUUGAACCGCUCGGCCAGAACGUGGCUCAUUGCAACAAGAUUGGACAGGGCCUGGUGCGAUCAGCGCUACAAGGAGUUAGCACGCAACAAUUGGAGAAAGAUCUGGAGAAGAUGAAUGACAAAUGGAAUGCUCUUAAGGAGAAGAUGAACGAGCGCGAGCGCCGCCUAGACGUAGGAUUACUCCAGUCCGGCAAGUUCGCCGAAGCAUUAGCCGGGCUGGACAAGUGGCUGGCCGACACCGAGGAUAUGGUGCGCAACCAGAAGCCGCCGUCUGCUGACUACAAGGUCGUGAAGGCACAGCUACAGGAGCAGAAGUUCCUCAAGAAGAUGCUAAUGGACCGUCAGAACUCCAUGUCGUCUCUAUUCGCGAUGGGAAACGAAGUGGCGGCGGGCUGCGAGCCGGCUGAGCGAAAGGCGGUGGAGGGACAGCUCAAGAAGCUCAUGCAGCGGUUCGAUGCGCUGACCGAGGCCGCACAGCAACGGAUGCUGGAUUUGGAGCAGGCUAUGAAGGUGGCGAAGCUGUUCCAAGAGCAACUGCAACCGCUGGUGGAAUGGCUUGGAGUGUCCGAACGCAAGGUCAAGGCUUUACAACUGGUGCCCACGGAUGAGGAGAAGAUACAGCAAAAGAUCAGGGAGCACAAGAACCUCCACGAAGACAUCCUGUCGAAGCAGCCCGCGUUCAAGCAGCUGACCGAAACCGCGUCCACGCUCAUGGGGCUCGUCGGCGACGACGAGGCCACCGCACUGGCUGACAGGCUGCAAGCCGCUACGGACAGAUAUCAGACCCUAGUAGACAACAGCUUAGACACCGGAGCGUUGUUAGAGCGCUCUCGAGCUGGACUUAGACACCUGGUGCUCACGUACCAGGAGUUAGCAGCCUGGAUGGACGCCGUAGAACAGGCACUGGCCAGGAGACGCCUGCUGCCGCUGCAGAUGGACAAGCUGCUGAGGACUAUGGAUGAGCUAGCCGAAAAGACCGAAGAGAUCGCCUCCAAGCAAGAAGCGGUAGACAGCACGGUGGAGUCAGGCCUCGAGCUGAUGAAGCACAUCUCCGGAGACGAGGCUCUCCAGCUCAAAGACAAGCUGGACGCUCUGCAGAGACGAUACAACGAUCUCACGUCCAAGGGCGCCGACUUGCUGAGGAUCGCGUCUGAAACGCUGCCGCUGGUGCAGCAGCUGUAUAACAGCCAUAACAAACUCAACGAAUGGAUGUCGAGCGCGGAAGCGUGCCUGCAGUCGGUGGAACCUCGCGAGGAAGACAUCUUGAGGCUAGAAGCUGACCUGCAGGAGUUCAAACCUGUGCUGGAUAAUAUCAACCUGAUCGGACCGCAGUUAUGCCAGAUUUCCCCUGGAGAGGGCGCUACGCACGUGGAAGGCAUCGUGACCCGCGACAACCGUCGAUUCGACGCCAUCGCAGAACAGAUACAGCGCAAGGCCGAACGCCUGCUGCUUAGCAAGAAGAGGUCACUAGAGGUCGUCGGUGAUAUGGAAGAGGCCGUCGAAUGGCUGCGCUCAGUCGAAGGCGCUUUGCGAGAGGCCGAGCCUCCCGCGUGCGAGGCGGCACUUGUGAGGGCCCAGCUAAAACAGCAGCGGCCCCUGAGCGACGACGUGGCCGCACAGAGGGUCCGAGUGAGGGACCUGCUCGCUCAGGCUAAGAAGGUUCUUCGUGAGUGCCAGUCGUCCGACGAGACAGCCGUCAUCCGCGAACGCAGCGAGGAGCUAAAGGAACUAAUGGAGGAAGUGGGCCAGCUCAGCGCCGAGCGACUCGCUGCCCUUGAACAGGCCCUGCCAUUGGCCGAACACUUCGCCGAUACACAUCACGGGCUGUCCUCGUGGAUGGACGACAUGGAGAAGCAGAUUCAGAUGCUGGCCAUGCCGGCGCUGCGCCCCGACCAGAUCGUGCAGCAGCAAGACAAAAACGAAAUGUUGCAACAAUCGAUCGCGGGGCACAAGCCGCUGGUAGACAAGCUGAUGAAGACGGGCGAAGCCCUAGCGCGUCUCUGCGGAGAAGACGACGCCGCCAAGGUGCAGGACACCGUGGAGGCCGACUGCGAGCGGUACAACGCGCUCAGGGCCGAGCUCAGGCAGCGGCAGCAGGAGUUAGAACAGGCGCUGCAAGAGUCCUCUCAGUUUUCGGACAAGCUGGAAGGCAUGCUUCGCGCGCUGGGCGGCGCCCGCGACCAGAUCUCCCGCGCCGAGCCCGUCUCCGCGCACCCGCCCAAGAUCGAAGACCAAAUCGAAGAGAACAACGCGUUGGUAGAAGAUCUGGACAAACGCAAGGAGGCUUACAACGCGGUACAACGCGCCGCCUCUGACGUCAUCAGCAAGGCCAAUAAGAGCGACCCGGCCGUCCGGGACAUCAGGAACAAGCUGGAGAAACUUAACAAACUAUGGGACGAAGUGCAAAAGGCGACGAACGACCGCAGCCAAUCGCUGGAAAGCGCUUUGGAAGUGGCCCGCCGCUUCUGGCAGCAACUAGACGCUGUCAUGGCGACUCUAGCCGAACUACAGGACACGUUAGCAGCGCAGCCACCGCCGGCAGCGCAACCGCGCGCCAUUCAAGCGCAACAGGUCGCGUUGCAGGAGAUAAGGCACGAAAUUGACCAUACCAAGCCUGAGGUGGAGAAAGUCCGCAAGACCGGUUCCACUCUCAUGUCGCUAUGCGGCGAGCCAGACAAGCCAGAGGUUAAGAAGCACAUGGAGGACCUGGAUAGCGCCUGGGAUAACAUCACCGCGCUCUACGCCAGACGGGAGGAGAAUCUAAUUGAUGCCAUGGAGAAGGCGAUGGAGUUCCAUGACACUUUGCAGAACCUCCAAGAGUUCCUCGACUCCGCCGAAGACAAAUUCUCCCGUAUGGGGGCGCUAGGGUCGGACAUCGACGCCGUCAAGCGACAGAUCGCGCAACUGGCCUCCUUCAAGCAAGAGGUCGACCCGCAUAUGGUGAAGGUGGAAGCGUUGAACAGACAAGCCCAAGAGCUGACCGAACGCACAUCCUCCGAGCAAGCGGCUGCCAUAAAACAGCCUCUCACAGAAGUCAACUCUCGGUGGUCGGCCCUCCUUAGAGGCAUGGUGGAGAGGCAGCAGCAGUUGGAGAGAGCUUUGUUAAGGCUGGGACAGCUGCAGCACGCGUUACAAGAGCUGCUGACAUGGAUCCAGAACACUAUGGACACUUUGGACACGCUCAAACCGGUGGCAGGCGACCCUCAGAUCUUGGAGGUGGAGCUGGCCAAGUUAAAGGUGCUGGUGAACGACAUCGCGGCGCACCAGGCCAGUGUUGAUACCCUCAACGACGCCGGCGCACAGAUACAGCAGCACGGAACCGCAGAGGCCGGCGAAACAGCCGAAAAGCUGUCGACCAUGAACAAGAAGUGGCGCGAACUGCAGCAAAAGGCUCGCGACAGGCAGUCGGAGCUCGAAGACGCCCUUAGGGAAGCCCAGAGCUUCAAUGCCGAAAUCGGCGAUCUGCUCUCGUGGUUGUCCGAAGUGGACAGCGUCAUUGCAGCCUCCAAACCCGUCGGUGGUCUACCCGAGACCGCCUCAGAACAACUGGAGAGAUUCAUGGAAAUAUACAACGAGAUAGAAGCCAACCGGCCGAAGGUGGAGGCAGUGCUGCAACAGGGCCAGGAGUACCUCAAGCGGCAGGACAAGCCCAACCCCACCUCGCAGUUGCACCACAACCUCAAGACGCUCAAGUCCAGAUGGGACAACGUCACUGCUAGAGCCUCAGACAAGAAGAUCAAGCUGGAGAUCGCACUCAAAGAAGCUACGGAGUUCCACGACGCUCUCCAAGCCUUCGUGGACUGGCUGACGGGCGCCGAGAAGACUCUUACUUCUGCUAAACCCGUCUCGCGAGUCAUGGAAACUCUGCUCACCCAAAUCGAAGAGCACAAGGCCUUCCAGAAGGAAGUGGCCACGCACCGCGAGACCAUGCUACAUCUGGACAAGAAGGGCACCCACCUCAAAUACUUCAGCCAGAAACAAGACGUUAUCCUCAUCAAGAACUUGCUGGUAUCGGUUCAGCACCGCUGGGAGCGUGUGGUAUCUAAGGCCGCCGAGAGAACCAGGGCGCUGGACCACGGCUUCAAAGAGGCCAAGGAAUUCAGCGACAUGUGGAACAACUUGAUGAACUGGCUGAACGAUACCGAGAAACAACUGGACGAACUCAACCAAGAGGCGACCGUCAACGAUCCUGAGAAGAUCAAGCAGAGAUUGCAUAAACAUCGCGAGUUCCAAAAGGCAUUGGGAGCGAAACAGCCCGUCUACGAUCAAACCAUGAAGGGCGGUAAACAACUGAAGGACAAGGCGCCCAAAGCGGACGAACCCGCGCUGCGAGACAUGUUAAGCGACCUCAAGAGCAAGUGGACCACCGUCUGCUCUAAGGCCGUUGACAGGCAACGCAAACUCGAGGAGGCUCUGUUAUACUCGGGACAGUUCAAGGACGCCAUGUCGGCUCUCCUGGACUGGCUGAAGAAGCAGCAACUCAGUCUGUCUGCGGACUCGCCUGUGCACGGAGACCUGGACACAGUCAUGGCUUUGAUAGAACAGCACAAGCAAUUCGAAGAAGACCUCCACUCCCGAGAACAGCAAAUGCAGUCUGUCAUGAAGACUGGAAAAGAUCUGGAAGCUACUGUGCCCCGCGAAGACGCAGUGAGCAUCCGACAACAGUGUGGAGAAUUGAAGCAACUGUGGGAAAGCGUCCAUUCGCUUAGCGACAAGAAGGCGCAGAAAUUAGAACUGGCGCUGAAGGAGGCGGAGCGCCUCCACCGCUCUGUCAACAUGCUGCUAGAAUGGCUGUCGGACGCCGAAACGCGGCUUCGCUUCGCCGGCGCGCCGCCCGACGCCGAGCACGAGGCGAGCGCGCAACUGCGCGACCACGAGCGCUUCGUGCGCGAGCUCAACGAGAAGAAGAUCGACAAGGACGAAACUAUCACGCUCGCACAGUCGAUACUAAGCAAGGCGCACCCGGACGCGGUCACGGUGAUCAAGCACUGGAUCACCAUCAUCCAAAGCCGAUGGGAUGAGGUGUGGCAAUGGGCGAUGCAACGCGGAGGCAAGUUAGAGGCGCACAUGCAAAGCCUUCGAGACUUGGAUCUGGUGCUGGAGGAGCUCCUCCAAUGGCUCAUGGGCCUGGAGAACACCCUGCUAUCGUUGGAAUCAGAGCCUCUGCCGGAGUCGAUAGAGCUGUUGGAAGGCCUUAUUGAGGACCACAAAGAACUGAUGGAACACACGCAGAAGAGACAAAACGAAGUGGACCGAGUCUGCAAGGCUUACCAGGUUAAGAGUCAAAGCCAGGGCCGGGAAUCGACCCCGCGAAAGGUGUCCGCCAAGACCGCCACUAAAGGAGCUCCUGGCCGGGGUUCCCAGCACGACUUGAGUAGAGAGAGAUCGGUGUCACCAGAUUAUUACGGCACUAGGCGGUACAGGUCGCGGAUUCACAGUCGCAGUAGACGUGGAAGUCGCGUGAGUCCGGGACGGGAGACGCCGGACAGGAAUCUACCGCACUACGGGCCCCGGUUCCCGCCUAAGGGAAGCAAAGGCGCCGAACCGGAGUUCAGGUCGCCACGCGUCCGUCAACUGUGGGACAAAUGGAGGACCGUCUGGCUCCUGGCCUGGGAACGCCAGAGACGGCUCCACGCUCGCCUGGCACACCUCAAGGAACUCCAGAGGGUGUCCAACUUCAGCUGGGACGACUGGAGGAAGCGGUUCCUCAAGUUCAUGAACCACAAGAAGUCCAGGCUGACGGAUUUGUUCAGGAAAAUGGAUAAGGACAACAACGGCCUGAUACCGAGGAACGAGUUUAUUGACGGCAUUAUUAACACCAAGUUCGACACCUCUCGACUAGAGAUGGGCGCAGUGGCUGACCUGUUUGACAGGAACGGAGGCGGCCUCAUCGACUGGGAGGAGUUCAUAGCGGCGCUCCGACCUGACUGGGUGGAACGCCGAGGCCCGCCGACCGACGCCGAUAAGAUCCACGAUGAGGUGAAGCGUCUGGUCAUGCUGUGUACCUGCAGACAGAAGUUCAGGGUCUUCCAGGUCGGCGAGGGGAAGUACCGGUUCGGAGACUCCCAAAAGCUGCGACUGGUCAGGAUCCUUCGCUCCACCGUCAUGGUGCGAGUCGGAGGCGGUUGGGUGGCGCUCGACGAGUUCCUGGUCAAGAACGACCCGUGCCGAGCCGAGGAGUUUAUGGCGCAGCUGAAGCCUAUAUUUGAGGCUCUAAGGCAACGAGAAGAGCUCCCGUGCUCGUACCCUCUCCACGUCGGUUCGACACAUGGCACUAAGCAGGCGUUCAUAUAUGGCCACUCAAGAUCUCAAGGUUCGACGACGCCGGGGGCCCAUCAUUAUACGCAUCACCACGGAUACCAGCCGUCUCCUGGAUAUCACUGGGUGAGAGAACGCACAGCUCGGUCGGUGCCGAUGUCCGCUGGAGGAGCUCCGGGACGAGCAUCCAGGUCGUCCCUCAGCGCUGGGACGCCAGACUCUCUCAGCGACAACGAAGCGGCUAGCGGACUCGGUACUAGAUAUAGGAAACCAAGUGUACCUCGGUCGACUCUCACGCCAGGUGGAUCGAGACCCGGAUCACGACCGGGUUCAAGAGCAGGUUCAAAACCGCCGUCAAGGCAUGGAUCGAACCUCUCAUUGGAUAGUACAGAUGAUGUCUCCACACCGUCGCGUAUACCUAUGAGAAAGGUGACGAAUACCCGAGCGUCUGUAGCUCGCGCGGCUGCGACGGCAAGCAAGCUCGGAGUGGCCACGCCCAACGGCGGGUCACGGCCACGAACACCGACAGGCUUCUUGACACCAGCCAGUGGAAGGUAUCCUAGCGGCGCGAUGUACCGCACAUCCAGUAUACCGACACUGUCCCCGGUGCCGGCGUUAGUGAGCUCGACACAUUCCCAGCCAUCUUCUGUGGCAUCUGAACAUCCCAAGUCAUUAUCACACACCCAUCCUGCAUUCCAAACUCAAGGUUCCACAAAGAUUCCUGUAUACAUUGGACAUUCCCAGAGAACUCCUUCCGUCGAGAGACGUAUGAAAAAGUCCCGGAAGUCCCAUUCCAGGGAAACUUCCCAAGAACCAAGUCCCACGUCCUUAGAUCCUUCAAGGAAAUCCGAGCAAAGAAGUCCAGAAGACGACUCUUCUCUGUUCAGCAUAUCGGGAAUGACGAGCGACAAUGAAUAUGAGAGUAAUAUAAGCGAGUCAAGCGGUGAAGCGUCUAAGCCGACCCAGCGAGAUGCCAAAGGAAGCGGGUCGUUUGCCUCCACCGAGGGACAAACGCCCGGCAGGAGUCGGAUUCCCGUUCUUAAGGACCACCAUACUAACAGUAACACGAAUAGGCAAAGGACGCCAUCAGGCAGCACGACGCCAGUGCGGUCUGGUCAGCAGACGGCAGUGUCGCGGCUGCUGCGGAAACCAUCCGAUGCGUCUGACAACGGAGCGCCCUCGACGCCCGGCUCACGACGCGGCACUCCCUCAACUACACGAACCACGGAGAAACGCGAACCAUUCCGACUAUAAACGAAUAUAAUGCCGUCACAGAUCCGAAAUAUGACAAAAAUCUAACAUUUCGAUCUGAGAUAUCAAUUAAUCAUGACUAUGUAAUGCGAGUCGUCUUGAUACCUUUGAGUUCUUAUAAAUACUUAAUCAAAAUUUCUUUUGCUUUGUAAUCUUAAUAAUCUUUGUAAAUGCCUACCCACCUUUUACUGAAUUAUUCAAAGUUUUCCAUCAAUGCGGCUCGCAUAACCAUAGAGGCAAGUGACCAUAUUAUAAUAUAUUACUAACCUGAAUUAACCAAUUCGCGAAUUAAGCCAAGCUUAAAAAAAAAACGAAUUUGCGAAUGUGGCUUUUUAGUUAAGGGAAACAAUAGAUGGUAGUAGUAAAACAUAAAGUCUGCACUUGUUGCCUUGUAUACUUAUUUUUUUCUAUGAUCCGUGCAAUUUUGUGCACGUUGGACUUAUUUUAUUUAUUUUGUGCUGUCAGUAUUUCCCCUUUACGUUCAGAACCAUGGGUGGAUUAAGGAUCCAGUGUGUCAAUGUGAAUGUUAUUCAUUUUUCUUAUUUAUUGUCAACGUUGCCAUAAUUGUUAGCGUAUGUUUUGUAUGAUAAUAUACGUAUUAUGUCUCUCUACAGAGACAAAUGAAAAGUGUGAUUUUGUAAUCUUUUUUGUAAUUAUUUUUCCUUUAGGGACCAUUUUGUUAUCGAACUAUUUGAAAGUAGGUGAUUGCGUGUCACCGCUUUUCGCUAUCCGAAGCCAAUGUGUAAUAACGCCAGAUUGUGCAUUUGGUAGGAAGGCAGAAAGCUGUUACUCGGAAUCUAAAUAAGGUGAUAAUAGAAUUAUUUAAAUGUUUUCUUUCGUAAUGCACAAUCAUGUCUCUAUCAUUAUCGAUUCUUCGGUGUUCAAUAUUAUUUUUUUGGAAUGGUAUAUUGAUAGUUAUCAUCCACUCUGUACAUUUAUGUAUGUGAUUUAUUUAUAUGUUGAUAAUUGCACAAUAUCUUUGUUAUGAUGAUGGUGAUACAAAUGUUUUGGGUGGUGUUUGGAGUUUCAUGUCUGCGACUGUCGCCAGAGUUGCUAGAUGUGUUCGCCUUUCACCAGAUAAUAUCUGCUCAGUUUAAAUUCUACAUACGACGUUGGUUUUAGUAAUUUAACAAAGUACACUUUGUCGCAAAAGACAUUUACUUAAUUUUUCUAGGAAUACUUUUGAUAUGAAAUAAAAUGCUUUAAAAUGUAACCUUCGUAUAAAAAUGUUAACCAACACUCACACUUAUUUGUUAAUUUUUAUUAUAAAUCUGACUCUUAAGCUUAUUAUUAGAGAUAUAAAACUAUUAAUCUGGUCAUUUUUAUUUAAAUCAUUGUUGUAUUUGUUAUAUUAUAUAAAAUCGAGGCAGAUUUAAUAAAAGCUUGCAAUUUUUGUAUAAAAUAAUGAUUCUGAGACCUACAGUUUUAAAAUCUCAUUAUUGAUUUCAAAAUAUAAAAUAAACAAUAACAAAUAA